Molecule: messenger RNA, 1997 nt
Organism: Eupeodes corollae
Lineage: Eukaryota; Metazoa; Arthropoda; Insecta; Diptera; Syrphidae
Exons: 3
Coding region: 81-1904 (607 amino acids)
Source: RefSeq, a predicted model, not a curated record
UUUCCUAGAAACAAGCUUAAAGUAUGUCAUCUUGUAUUAAUCAAGAAAUUUCUCAAAAUUAAAAAUAAAUACACAUAAAUAUGAAAAAGGCCAGCAAAAAAACUGUAUCUGAAAAUACGAUUGGUAAACUUGAAGCUGAAAAGGAUGAAUUGAAGCAAAAACCACCCAGCCAUCCUAAUUUAACUCAAAAAGAAAUAAUCUUAAAUCAACUUCUUCAGAGCCUAUCAAGACAUAUAGCAACAAACUUUAUAGCUAAAAAUUCAUUUGUAAAAUUGCAAUUUCGUAAUUCAAAUUCUUAUUUUGGAUGGCUUAGCUCAAAUGGAUUGAAUGGAUUCGGAACUUACUCUUUUAAAAGUGGUGCAUACUUUAAAGGUACUUUUGAAGAAAGUAUAUCGAAAGGGAUAGGAAGUUUAACUUAUACUAAUGGCGACAAUUACGAGGGUGAAUUUUUGGCUGGUCUCCCACAUGGAUAUGGUCACUAUAAGUCUGAGCGGUUUAAGUAUACCGGUUAUUUUAAGAAUGGGAAGUUUCAUGGAAACGGAAAUCUAAAGACAUAUGCAGAAGAGAUCGAGGGAUUAUUUCACAUGGGAAAAAUUCAGAGUGGAAAAGCUCGCGAUCAAAGUGGGACCUUCAAUGGAACAUUUGACAAAUUGGCAAUGAGACAAAAUGGAAUAUUUACAUUUAAAAAUGGAAACACUUACAACGGAUCUUGGACUAAUAAUCAAUAUAUGGGGUUUGGUGAGUACAAAUGGAAAGAAGAAGAACAAAGUUCUAUAGAAAUGAAAACAAAAUACGUUGGGUACUGGUGGAGUGGCAAACAGCAUGGUUUGGGUAUGCUUAAGUUUAAUUUGAGAAGUUUAAUCUGCCAGUGGUCAAGUGGAAGGAAAAAUGGAGCAGGAAUUAUUAUAUCCUGUACCGGAAGUUGCUAUGUUAGUGAAAACUUAUUUGUUUACGAUCAGUACAAAGAAUCUUACUGCAUCAGAAAUUGCCAAGAAACUCGGGAUACAGUUUUAGAAGCCUUUAAUAUUUUAACUUUGACUUCAAAAUACGAAUCUAUGAAGGAAAAAAUUAAUGUGUUCUUAGGUAUUGUCAAAAGCCUCCUAGAAGAAUAUUCCAUUUGUCCUUCUCCUAUUAAUCCGCUUCGUAUUUCCGAUUAUGAUGUAUUACCUAAAGAAUCGCUUUCAUCAUCUCUGGAAUCAAGACACUUGCAGCAGGUUCUUGUUGAAAAUUAUACAAUAUUUAAGAACCUCUACCAAAAAUAUACUCAACCAAUAGAUGAAUGCAUGAACGAUUUUGGUUUAAAUCUUUUUUACAUGGACGUCUUUUACAAGGUCCGAGAUUUAAAUGUUCUCGAGUGUUUGGAUGCUGGUCAGAGUUCAAUACGACAGUCUCUCUUUCAAUCGGCCGAAAACAAUGUUGACAAUCAUAUCAUAUGUGUGCCAUUUUAUCAGUUUUUUCAACAUUUUAUUCAUGUUACAGAAGUUCUGAUGGAAAAUGAAGAAUUGAAAUCGAAAGCUAAUGAAAUGAGACCAACUUUUUUUGGGCACCUAGCUACUAGGGUCCUUUUUGUGCUAAAAAUGUUGGAAACCAAUACCACUCCACUAUUUCUUGUGAGAGAGGGGAUUUGUCUUAAUUUUAACAAAAUUGUCAAAUUAUCACAAUUGCUGACUAAAAUGUUUCCUGGCAAAAACAGCAUAAGAGCAGCUUAUCAGUUUUUGAAGCACAAAAAAGCUGUAGAAGGAAAAAGUUCUGUAUUUGUAGAUACAGUCAAUACAUUUUUUUGUGUCGAUAGCGAAUGCUUUGAUUUAUUUGAUGAUUGUUAUAAAUUAAGCCCAUUAGAGCUUAUCGAAAUUAUUCUUCGUACAUGUCAAUAUAAAUUAAAACAGAACCUUCUUUGUUCUUAAGAAUAUACGAAUGGUAAUAUUCUUUACGAAAAAUAUAACAGACAAAAAUGUAAUAAUUUGAAUAAUUUUUAUUUCUAAUAAAAAAGAUUUAAA